AGCAAACAUUUCACAUACGACAACGAUGCAAAGUUUGUCAAGGCAAAUACAACAAAAUAUUCUAUGGCCAUUUGGCAAUUGGAAUUGCAAAGUGAAUAUAAAAAAAUUGAUUAUCACACAGCCUAAUACGGACAAGGCAAGCUGUGAACUUGAUCUUGAGACACACAGACUCGAGACUCUGAGACAGAGAGUGUGCCGACACACACACACACACACACAAGCGGUGACCAGUUUUCCUAGGCAGCUUGCAUUGAGCGUUCACUUUUGCAAUUAGCCAACUUGCAACUACUACAAAACGGCGGUCAUCGAGUUUUCGUAAGCUGCUAUAAAAGCGACACUCGAAGUGCCAUUUGACAACAGUUGCAAAUCAUUUGCUUUAAACACCAAAUCACAAAAUCCCCCAAACAAAAAUGUUCAAAGUUCUCUUUGUGCUCGCUGCCUUUGCCGCUGCUCAGGCUUACGCUUAUCCCGGAGUCGUGGCCGUAGCUCCUGUGGUGCACACACCCGUUGUGGCUGCGCAUCCUGCUGUCGUCCACACGCCAAUCAUACAUCAUGGCGCCCACUCGGUGCACUCCCAUGUUGUCCAUCAUCCGGCUGCCGUUAAGGUUGUGCAUCCAAUCGUGGCUAAGCCCGUCGUUGUGCAUGCCGUGAAGCCAGUCGUGCCAUUGGUGCCCGUGCAUCAUGCUGCCCCCGCUGUCGUUGUGCAUCAUUAGAAGCUGCUGCUGUCCCUCCCUCCCCAUUCCAGCUGCCCACCUGUUCCCGCCUUUCCCACUGCCAACCCCUUAAACCUUAAACCUUAAACCAAAUGCUUGCCAUAUCUUAAACCCAUUUCGAGAUCCCAAACAAUAAAAGUUCAAAAGCCAUGUAAAAUUCUAAAGGAAUUCA
Drosophila albomicans is the source of this 885-nucleotide messenger RNA. RefSeq names its product cuticle protein 63. The transcript has 3 exons. Bases 411 to 713 code for a protein of 100 amino acids. The record is from RefSeq and is a predicted model, not a curated record. Lineage: Eukaryota; Metazoa; Arthropoda; Insecta; Diptera; Drosophilidae.